UUCUAAAGAAAGGGGUCGUGAAGGUUUUGUACAAUAAUCCGGAUUAUUUCAUGUUUAUUGAUUUAUAUUUUGUGAAUAUGAAUUGCACUAGUUAGAAUCCUAUAAGGUUUACAUUUUACUGGCAAAAAGUAUAGCAUUGUACUGGAUUUACUAAGAAAUGUAAACGAGUUAAGCUACACCCUCGCCAUGCCAACAUUCCUCACGCCGGGCCGGCACGGGUACAGCGUGCGGUUCUCCCGCACGCGAGCCGACGCCCUGGCCGUGGCCACGAGUCAGUACUACGGGCUGGCAGGCGGAGGCACCCUGUUCUUCCUCGAGCUUGCUCCAGAUGGGACUACCUUGGUUGAGCUACAGAAACUGGAGUGGAGCGAUGGACUGUUUGAUGUGACAUGGUCGGGCACGACAGAUGGCGCAGCGGCGUGUGGCGCGGGCGACGGCGCUGUUAUAGUGUGGCGCGCCGGCUGCGCCGCGCCGCUGCGUGUGCUGCGAGGCCAUUGCAGUGAAGUGUGCUCCGUGGACUGGCCGCGCAGGCACCUGCUCAGCGCCAGCUGGGAUACUACGGUCAGACUGUGGGACCCAGAAUCCGAGUCUUGCCUGAACACAUUCUCGGGGCAUUCGCAGUUGGUAUACACAGCGCAGUUUUCCCCGCACUCGACGAGCACGUUCGCGUCAGUGUCGGGUGACGGACAUCUAAAGCUGUGGGCCUGCAAUGAGCCUCGCCCGGCCGCUGACGUCAAAGCGCACGAUGCUGAGGUACUAUCAUGUGACUGGAGCCGUGCCGAAUCUCACGCCCUGGCGACUUCGGGGUCAGAUGGACUGGUGCGCGGCUGGGACCUGAGGCGACUCACCUCUCCCAUGUUUACGCUUAAAGGUUGCGAGUGUGCGGUGCGGCGCGUGCAGUUCUCUCCACUCGCGCCUUCGGUCAUAGCGGCGGUUUCUUAUGACUUUACUACGAGGAUAUGGGACCUGAAGCGCGGCUGCGACCCCAUCGAGACCAUCCGCCACCACUCGGAGUUCACGUACGGCCUCGACUGGAACGCACUGCGGCCGCACCAGCUGGCCGACUGCGGCUGGGACUCGCUCGUGCACGUGUUCACGCCGCGCUCGCUACACUGAUACCGAGUAACGCCAACGUAAUAAGGCUGUGUCAAGUGUAUCCUGUGCCAAGCAAGUAUUGAGUGCCAAAUUAUAACUGACUUUCAAGCGAUUGCUGCGGAAAGACUAUUGAGGUUGGACAAAACAGGGAUUAUGUAAGACUAUAGACGCGGAGUGGUAGAUUAACGUACGCUUUUCAAUAUUAUAAUAUAUAGGGUAUAUAUAUUUGAAAAAUAUAAUGUUUAAAAAGUUUCAAUUCUAAAAGCCAUGAAUGAAAAUUAAAAUAGUUCAAGUUUACGCGGUUAUUAUCAUAAUUAAAGCACAUAAUAACGGGUUCUUAUCGCGUUUAAAUGGGGAUAUGAGACUCCCGAUAUUUCGACACUGU
Pectinophora gossypiella (pink bollworm) is the source of this 1480-nucleotide messenger RNA. It is a transcript of the gene Pex7, whose product is annotated as peroxisomal targeting signal 2 receptor. The transcript is spliced from 8 exons. Gene Ontology annotation, cellular component: peroxisomal matrix; cytosol. Gene Ontology annotation, molecular function: protein binding. Gene Ontology annotation, biological process: protein import into peroxisome matrix. Lineage: Eukaryota; Metazoa; Arthropoda; Insecta; Lepidoptera; Gelechiidae. Bases 187 to 1116 code for a protein of 309 amino acids. The record is from RefSeq and is a predicted model, not a curated record.